AUGUCACUCUCCGUUCGUGCCCAAGUACUCAACCUGGUGACUAGCUACGCGAGGGUUUCCGGCUGUACGUUAUUUGCGUUAGACUUUAUUCAAACCUUCCCCAAGGAAGUCAGGGCCAUUUGGUUCAAACCCUUGAGCUUCAGCUCGCUUCUCUUUCUCUUGAAUCGAUACGGCCUCUUCGGCUCGUUAGCCACUAGUCUAGUCAUAGCGACGCCAAGUUCCAACCCUCAUGUUCAUAUAUCAUGCUCUGCGUUGAACGUUGCCGAAGGUGUCUUCCAGACCUUCUCUAUCACUGCAACGAACAUAUUGUUUACUCUCAGAGUGUACGCCAUAUACGCUCAAAGCAGGAGUGUGCUCGCAAUUGCCGGUCUCUUGAUGUUUCCGAGACUAUUCCUUGAUAUAUGGAUGGCCAGAAGAUUUUACGAGCGUGUAAUUUUGGAUAUCGCAGUCCCGCUUUUCAAUCACGCUCAGUUGGCAAUUUCGGUGUCACAAAUGGCCUUCGAUACCUAUAUGAUCGUUCUUACGGUCAGAAAAACCGCAGACCAUGCGAUGGGAAUGCGACGACUCAGCCAAAAGAGCAUCUCUCAGCUCCUUUUGCGUGACGGUUUACUCUACUUUGUUGCCGCCUUUGUCCUCGCAGGUGUACAGGCUGGUAUGGUCGUAGCCUCCUUCAUUAACCCCGAAAUAGGAUCCGCAUCAUUUGUGGUCACUAUAACACCGUACUUCGUCGUGUCGGUUUCUCAUCUUCCUUGUGUGACCAACCUUAGACUUCCAAUGAUACUUGUGAACCGCCUCGUCCUCAACCUACGUAACUUCGACGCUGAAUGUGACGGCGCCGAAUCGCGUUCCGGUACUACGGUGUUGGACUCGAUUUUAGCAUUCACGUCUAACCGGUGGGUGGGAAACAUGGGAGCGCCCCUUGACUACACCGACUGGGACUUGGGUCUAGAUGUUGUUCCAGAAGAAGAGGGACUUGGGAAUGAGGACACUCUACAUGAGGUAGACCAAGCAGUAGUAGGAAGCGCAUAG
Stereum hirsutum FP-91666 SS1 is the source of this 1029-nucleotide messenger RNA. RefSeq lists its product as uncharacterized. The coding region runs from base 1 to 1029 and encodes 342 amino acids. The transcript is spliced from 12 exons. The record is from RefSeq and is a predicted model, not a curated record. NCBI's taxonomy places the organism in Eukaryota, Fungi, Basidiomycota, Agaricomycetes, Russulales, Stereaceae.